Messenger RNA from Astrephomene gubernaculifera, 1151 nucleotides. NCBI's taxonomy places the organism in Eukaryota, Viridiplantae, Chlorophyta, Chlorophyceae, Chlamydomonadales, Astrephomenaceae. The record is from the annotation of a GenBank genome assembly.
GAAGGGGGCGCCGGCGGAGCUGUGGGGGGUGUGGCCCGGAGUGCAGCCUCACCGCCUACGCCUCCUCGACCUCCCCUUCUCAUGUGUCGAAUGGGCCCAAACCCCCCUGCCGUACCACACCGAACCCGGGUAUGUCGUACAACCAGAUGACGUCACCGCCUGGGAUCUAUCGAAAGAGCCGCCGCCGCCGCCACACUCACAUUCCCACUCGCAUCCGCCGCCGCCGGCUGCGCCGUCGAUCGCAUUCGCCGUGUCGUCGCUGCUGUCGUCAACCUCCUCCGCGGCUGCUGGUAUUCCCAUCAUGGAUCACGACUUGCGCGGGUUCCGAAGCGGCAGUCACGACGGGGACAGCGGCAAUGAGGGCGGCGGCAGGGCCAGUGGCGGCGGCGCCGGCGAUGCGCCGUACGGCACUGGGCUGUACGGCAACAGCCUCAGUCGCGGCAGCGGUGGCGGCGGCGGCGGCGGCGACGCCGCCGUCACUACCGCGACGGAUGGGGGUCAGCUUCUGUCGCCAAUGCCAUCGCCGAUGCCCGCAGCGACUGCGGCGGCGGCGGCGGCGGUUCCGAGUGAAGCUCAUCUGGUGUUCACACUGACGGACGGACGAGCGGGGGUGCUCUCGGUACGAGGCCGUCGAAUCGCCGACACGCGCGUGAAACGGCCCAUGGCUGGCUUACUAAAUCCGUUGGAGCUAACCGCCACGGCGAUGGCGGCGGUUGGUCGUACGGCAGUUAUGGGGGACAGCGAAGGACGGUUGGCGGUUUGGGAGUGGGGCACCGGCAGGACGACGAUCAUGGCGACAGGGCUGGGCCUCGUACGGAAAAUCCAGAUCCAGAUGUGUCAACCGCCGGCGUCACAGCCCCCUGUCUACAUCCACCGUACAACAACCACCACCGCUCCUGUUUCGACUGCGGCAACAACAUCAACAUCUGCCGUACAUUCACCGUUCUCCACCACAUCGGUACCCGCCACUGGAGGUGGCGGCGGCGGCGGUGCCAGCGGCGGCGUGUACGUCAAGGCGCGUGUCGCCGCACUGUUCGCCUCGGGUCAAUGCUGCAUCUUUGACCUCGACUCAACCAACAAACUGCGACCAACCGACGUCGGCGCCGGCGCGAUGCAACGGUCCGGUGUACGAGCCGUACUGGAUCUCGCAU